ACAGCUGCAGCCAGGCAGCUCCCUGGCUGGCUGGACUGGUGGUACCAGCCACCAUCCACUGCUCAUCCCUUCCCUUGCCAGCCUCUCUGGAGGGCAGCUCCAGGCCUUAUCGACGGGGCCGGAGAGGAAGACAGUUAUCAGGCUGACCGUCCCCUAACAGCAGCUCGGGCCUGCCUUCUCAGUCUGGCCCGAUACCUGUCUUAUCUCCACUCUGAGUGGUGUAGCCCCACUUCAGGCCUAAAGCAUGCAGUCCCAGGAGAGCGGUGUCCACUACAGCAGGUGGGACAGCAGCAGCCGGGAUGAAAUCAGCAUGACUGCCAUGUCCAGCACAGAGGAGGCCUCAUGCUCUCCAAGGCUCUCCCAGAAGCUGUGCUCGGGCAAGCUGGGGAUCGCCAUGAAGGUCCUGGGUGGAGUGGCCCUCUUCUGGAUCAUCUUCAUCUUGGGCUAUGUCACUGGCUACUACGUGCACAAGUGCAAAUAAAUGCUGCCCCAUUCCCA
Molecule: messenger RNA, 498 nt
Organism: Mesocricetus auratus (golden hamster)
Lineage: Eukaryota; Metazoa; Chordata; Mammalia; Rodentia; Cricetidae
Gene: Smim1
Product: small integral membrane protein 1 (Vel blood group)
Exons: 3
Coding region: 245-481 (78 amino acids)
Source: RefSeq, a predicted model, not a curated record